This is a messenger RNA of Uncinocarpus reesii 1704, 1098 nucleotides long. RefSeq lists its product as uncharacterized. Lineage: Eukaryota; Fungi; Ascomycota; Eurotiomycetes; Onygenales; Onygenaceae. The transcript has 3 exons. The record is from RefSeq and is a predicted model, not a curated record. Bases 1 to 1098 code for a protein of 365 amino acids.
AUGCCAAAGCUCCUCAUCGGACCAUCAGCCAUCUCAGCGCCCCCCAGAGUUUCCACAGCCAGUCUUCUGCGGCGCUAUUCAUCCUCGACAAUCCCUGCAGCUCCGUCUCCUUUGCAGCGGGCGCAAAGCCAGGACACGACCCCGCCAUAUCCGUCGAUAUCGCAGCGUUCCGUAGCCCGUCUGCGGCGUGAGCAAGCGCCUAGGUCGGAGCUAUGGUUUACCUCCUCACGACCGGCGUUAAUAUCCCGCAGCGAUGCGAGAGCUUUGAAUGGACGAGAUGAACGUGUUGAAGGCCACAAGCCGGUUGAUGAGAGGAUACUUAAGCUGGGGAAGACUCUUCGAAUACUCACUACUCACCUCCCUACUUUACUUGUUAACCCGGUUCCGCAGGAAAUUCUUUCUCCGAAUAUCACGCUCCACCUCUUCCCGUCCACGCAUCCCCAUCUGCCCACCGUCAAGGGCAGAGUGGCGUAUAGAGCGGCGCUCUGGACAGCUCCGGUGGCAUGGGGAAGUGUUCCGAUUGUUGGGAACGUGCGACUACAGAUAAUGAGCGAGCGCAUGGUUCGCGGCGGCGUCAUGAGUGAUUUCAACAGUGAAGACUCCAACGGGGAUGAGAAGCUGGUUGUGCGCUGGGUAACUGAAGGCGGCACGCCAAACCCCUCAUCCGGGUCGGGUAAGAGAGUUGGGACAGGGGACUAUGCAUCGAGCGGGUCUAGCGGCGGGAUCAAAGGAGCAGGCAACAGUGCAGCGUCAGCAUCCUCCGCGUCGAAUGGAACGAAUAGGGGCUUAAGCGCAUUGCUUGGUGGCGACGCGCCAAUAUUCAAGCUAGGAAAGGAAGAGCAGUUUACGGGGUUGUUUAUAUUCUCGUUUGACGAAGAAGGCCGGGUUUCCUCGCAUACUAUUGAGCAUGCGGAUGAGAAUUCCGGAUGGGAUCGAACUGCCAAAGUGGUUACCCUGACGGACUGGCUGCUUGGGAAAGCGAGAUGGGGCUCAAGAGAGCCGUCGAAUCCUGCGCCAGCGCUUGCGGUGGGAUCUCGAGCGGUGAGUGCGCAUUGUGUGAGGACAAGAGAUGCUGGUCGACCUGAAGCUGUCCCCUAA